AUGACUUCGACGGAAAGUACACGCGGAAUUAUUUACAAAGAUCAACCAUGUUGGAUACCAUCACACAUGAAUUAUGGAAAACUUGCUAUUGACCGCAUGUUGAGAGCAAAAGAUAAAGUGGCUUUGAUCGAUGGGAAGACGGGGCAACAAAUAACGUUCGGUGAGGUGGUACAGUUGGUAGUGAAUGCGGCGUCGUCGUUAAUACGCUUAGGUGUGAAACGUGAUGAAGUGGUUGCCGUGUGCAGUGAGAACAGAACGGAAUUCUUGAUUACUGCAAUCGCUACGUGGUGUAGUGGUGCUACCGUCACUUUUCUCAACUCCGCCUACAGCAAAAAUGAAUUGGAGCACACAAUAUCAAUCUCAAAGCCGAAAUAUGUAUUCCUUUCACCUGAUACUCACAAUAAAUUCUAUAAUACUAUAGUUGGGACAAAGAUCGUAGAAAAAUUCUAUAUAUUCGGCGAUUCCGUCAAUGAUCCUAACAUUUCGAAGUUUAAUAACUUAAUUAAGACGUAUGUUAAUAUCGAUAGUUUCAAACCAGUUAGCGAUCCUGUUAAUGGACUGGCACAGCCGGCUUUGAUUUUGUAUUCAUCUGGUACAACGGGACUGCCUAAAGGAGCAAAACUGACGCAUUUGAACUUAAUCACUACUGUUAACCAACCGAGCCACAUCACGAAAGACCUAAUCUUCCUGUCCAACGCUCCGUGGUCUAACACCUUUGGAAUCAUGAGCACAAUGGAUGAGCUGGUCCACAAUCGAACCAUUGUAUAUCUGACUAGAUUCAACGUGGAGCAAUACCUCUCAUGUAUUCAAAAGUACAGAAUUGGAGUAUUAUUAGCAGUCCCUCCAUUAGUAGUUACGCUUACAAAAUCACCACUAGUACAGAAUUACGAUGUGACCACAGUUGAAAUUGUAUACAGUGGAGGAGCUCCUUUAGAUCUAGGUGUAAUUAAUGAGAUUAAACAAAGAUUCAAGGGUUUAAAACACGUUUUACAAGGCUAUGGAAUGACAGAAGUAACAGGAACCUUAACUGAAGAGACAGACGUUGAAACAAAACCAGGAAGUGUCGGCAAAAUUGCAAUUGGAAACAUCGUAAAGAUAGCAGAUAUUGAAACUGGUAAGGCAUUAGGGCCUAGACAAGAAGGUGAAGUUCGCGUAAAGGGUGCGACGUUAUUUGGAGGCUAUAUUGGAAAGAACUUAAAGGACGAAUUAGACGAAGAAGGAUUUUUCAAAACUGGAGAUAUUUGUUACUAUGAUGAAGAGGGCUACUUUUUCUUCGUAGACAGAAUUAAAGAAUUGAUUAAGUACAAAGCUGGACAAGUAGCUCCUUCAGAAUUAGAAGCAAUUUUACUUCAGCAUCCAGGUGUUAAAGAUGUUGGAGUUAUAGGGAAACCAGAUCCUAUGGUUGGUGAACUUCCUACAGCUUUCGUAGUGAAAAUGCCAGGAUCAACAGUUACUGACAAGGAACUGGUCGAUUUUGUGGCUGAUAAGGUGUCAUCGUGGAAGCAAUUGCGGGGUGGCGUCUAUUUCGUAGAAGAUAUACCAAAGACUCCUAGCGGCAAAAUAUUAAGAAGAAUAUUACGUGAUUACCUUAAGAAACCUGCUAGCAAACUGUAG
Messenger RNA from Spodoptera littoralis (African cotton leafworm), 1614 nucleotides. The record is from the annotation of a GenBank genome assembly. NCBI's taxonomy places the organism in Eukaryota, Metazoa, Arthropoda, Insecta, Lepidoptera, Noctuidae.